UUGGUCAACUUUGACCUUUUGGUUACUGGCGCCGUUUUGAAAACCGAAAACAACGACUUCUGAAGAUAAAAACCUUCUUUUUGUGGUGAAAACUCUGUUAAGAUUCAUAAUUUUUGCCGUGCAAGAAGUUGCGCCAUGAUGUUGGGAACAGAACUACAGAACCUGGACGGGAACCUGAAACAUGUACAGGACACACUGCUGAACAAGUGGAUGGGAGACGGGCUGACAAAACACCUGGAUGAAGAGAAGCAGAAACAUGCGGAGUGCAUGGCACAGGCCAGGGCCGACAUCUCCAAGUUGGAGGAAAGUGUGAACUCGUUUAAGAUGCAGGCAGAGAACAACAAAGAAGCCCUCCAACAGAGGAUAGACCAGAUGCAGACUGCCCGACAGGACAUCGAGAAAAUCAAGAUGCAGACUGAGGAGAUGAGCAGACAGGAGGCGGAGCUACAGGGGAUGAUUGGCACUUCUGUUCAGCAGAUUGCUAAGGAGAAGGAGUUGUUACAAGCUCAAGACCAAGUCACCAAGCAGAAAAUGGAAGAACUGCAGAAAGCUGUGGGUUACUUUAAGGACAGACUGGGACUCAAGUUCAGAAAGUUGGAUGGGGGAAGACUACAGUUUGUGUUCACGCUCAUCGAUGUAAAGAACCUGGACAGAGCCUUUGUCUUCACACUGAAGGUGGAGAGCAAGUAUGAAGUGGUCGACUGUGACCCCAAGGUCGAUGACCUUGAUGACCUAGUGGCCAAGUUGAACACCACCAACAACCUGUCAGCGUUUGUACAGGCCAUGAGGAGACGGUUCAAACAGCUGGUCUAGUCAACAUCUCUCGAGCUCCUGUCCUGGAGUUAUUUCUAGUAUGACUGUAAAUACUGUAGAAAUAAGCCUGUCAUAUUCUCCCUUUCACAACUUAUUGCACUAAUAUGUAAUACUUUCACAAUGGUAAUCCAAUGGUACAUGUAAUUUGUGUGGAAAUAUAAGCCUUUAAGACCAUUUUUUUCCUUGUGGAAGCUACUAGUAUUACUCAGUUUGGUCUCUACUUUAACAACCCUAUCCUUCUAGUUCAUGUCACUUAAAGUGGUAAUACACGUGUCUUAGGAUACGUAAUAUAAGUACAGCCAAAACUAAUGCAAUCUGUCUAAGAAAACAAAAAUUGAGUUAUAUCUAUUACUAUUAGCUUAUGUCAUACGUUCCAUAAAAGUGUUUGUUGACAUUUGGCAUACUUAUAGUAAGUUGACCACAUCCAUAUGAUACAUGCACCAAUAAAAGCCUUG
Molecule: messenger RNA, 1268 nt
Organism: Branchiostoma belcheri (Belcher's lancelet)
Lineage: Eukaryota; Metazoa; Chordata; Leptocardii; Amphioxiformes; Branchiostomatidae
Product: kinetochore protein Spc25-like
Exons: 7
Coding region: 136-813 (225 amino acids)
Biological process (GO): chromosome segregation
Cellular component (GO): Ndc80 complex
Source: RefSeq, a predicted model, not a curated record